This is a messenger RNA of Aethalodelphis obliquidens (Pacific white-sided dolphin), 3561 nucleotides long. RefSeq names its product IQ motif and Sec7 domain ArfGEF 3 (gene IQSEC3). The record is from RefSeq and is a predicted model, not a curated record. The coding region runs from base 376 to 3561 and encodes 1061 amino acids. Gene Ontology annotation, biological process: actin cytoskeleton organization; regulation of ARF protein signal transduction. Lineage: Eukaryota; Metazoa; Chordata; Mammalia; Artiodactyla; Delphinidae. Gene Ontology annotation, molecular function: guanyl-nucleotide exchange factor activity. The transcript has 14 exons.
CUUUCCGCAUCUGCUUCUGCUCUCCUACCGGUCCCACCGCACCCUCCCGGUGCCGCUGCUUCCGCCUGGCCGGCUUUCCCUUUCUCGCCAGUUGCCGCUCAUCCAUCCCGGGUCCCUUCGUUUAUCCUGCUCCUCCGCCAGCCCUGCAGGAAGCCGAGACUCCUCACGAAGCGUAGAGGUGGGAGGUGGAGGGGAGGGGUGGGCCCUGGCGCCGCGGUCCCGCCCCUCGUGCGUGUGUGAAUGUCUGUGUGGCGGUGACGCGGCGCCGGCGGAGAGCGAGGCGAGCGGAUCGCCGGGGCUGCUCGGCUCCUGCGCGCCCUCGCGCUCCCCGCCGCCCGCCCAGGCGCAGGCAGGGCGCAGGCGGCGGCGGGCGGCAUGGAGAGCUUGCUGGAGAACCCGGUGCGCGCCGUGCUCUACCUCAAGGAGCUCACGGCCAUCGUGCAGAACCAGCAGAGCCUCAUCCACACGCAGCGCCAGCGCAUCGACGAGCUGGAGCGGCGGCUGGACGAGCUAAGCGCCGAGAACCGCAGCCUGUGGGAGCACCAGCAGCUGCUGCAAGCCGUGCCUCCGCCCGGGCUCGUCCCCCCGUCACCAGCCCCGCUGCCGGCCACCCCGGCCACCGCCGCCUCCGGGGCCCAGGAACAGCUCCGGGACCACGGACAGCUCCCGCCCACCGCGCCCGAGAAGCCCCCGCUUCAGCACCACGGACAGCUCCUGGCGCAGCCCCAGCCGGGCCCCAGCGGCAGGGCUCACGCAUCCCAGCCGCCCCACCACCACCCGGCGGGGCCAGGGGCCGUCGCCGACAAGGAGAAGGAGCGUCCCCCGAGCUGUUGCGCCGCUGCUGGAACCCUCCUUCAGCACAAAUCCCCCGCCGCCCUCGGCAAGGGCGUCCUGAGCAGGAGACCCGAGAAUGAGACCGUGCUGCACCAGUUCUGCUGCCCAGCCGCCGACGCCGAGCAGAAGCCCGCCUGCUCUGACCUGGCCUCCCAAAGUGACGGCUCCUGCGCCCAGGCCGGUGCGGGCACGGAGGACUCCGUGGCGGCGGCGGCGGCGGCGGCGGCCGGCAGACCCAGUGCCCACGCCCCGAAGGCUCAAGCCCAGGAGCUGCAGGAGGAGGAGAAGCGGCCGGGGGCGGGGGGCGCCUCCCCGCGGGCCGGCCUCCACUGCGCGGCCUCCCCCAGCAGGCAGCAGCCUGUCCCGGCAGCUGCGCUCUGCGCCCGCGCCCCUGCCGCCUCCGAUUACGAACUCUCCCUUGACCUAAAGAAUAAACAGAUUGAAAUGCUAGAACACAAGUACGGGGGCCACCUGGUGUCCCGGCGCGCCGCUUGCACCAUCCAAACCGCCUUCCGUCAGUACCAGCUCAGCAAGAACUUCGAAAAGAUCCGCAACUCGCUCCUGGAGAGCCGCCUGCCGCGGCGCAUCUCCCUGCGCAAGGCGCGCGCGCCCACGGCCGAGAGCCUGGCGGCCGAGAGGGCGCUCCUGGAGGGCUGCGGCCUCUCGGGGCUGCCGCUGGCGCGCUCGCCCUCCCUGCCGCCCACCAUCGCGGGCACACUCACCGAACUGGAGGACUCCUUCACCGAGCAGGUGCAGUCCCUGGCCAAGUCCAUCGACGACGCCCUCAGCACCUGGAGCCUCAAGACCGUGUGCUCCCUGCAGGAGAGCGGCGCUUACCAGGUCCACAGGGCCCUGCGCGCGGGCACGGGGCCGCCGGGCCUGGACACCGAGGCGCGGGAGCCCGAGGGCGCCCACUCGGGGGACUGGGCCGAGCCCACCGAGCCCGCCGGCCCGCCCCAGGGCCACGGCAGCACCCUCAUGAUGGCCUUCCGGGACGUCACCGUGCAGAUCGCCAGCCGGAACAUCUCCGUCUCCUCCUCUACGGCUCUGUCCGUGGCCAACUGCCUGGGCGCGCCGACGGCCUCAGCCCCUGCAGAGUCCGCGGCGGGCAAGGCCGAGCAGGACGAGGCCGGCGGGCAGGAGGCCCUGGAGGCCCCCAGCGCCGGCCAGGAGGACGUGCCCGCCGAGGGCGCGAGCGCAGAGGCGGGAGCCGACGGGGCCCUGCGCGCCAGCCCGCCGGGAGCCGCGGUGCCGGCGGCGGAGGAGGAGGAAGACGGAGAGGAGGAGGCCGAGGAGGCGGGGAAAGGGGCGGAGGCCGAGGCCGGCGACAGCUCGGAGCAGCUGAGCAGCAGCAGCGCGUCCACCAAAUCGGCAGCGUCGGCCUCGGCCUCCAAGGAGGCCCUGCAGGCCAUGAUCCUGAGCCUGCCGCGCUACCACUGCGAGAACCCGGCCAGCUGCAAGUCUCCCACGCUCUCCACCGACACCCUGCGCAAGCGGCUCUACCGCAUCGGCCUCAACCUCUUCAACAUAAACCCGGACAAGGGCAUCCAGUUCCUGAUCUCUCGAGGCUUCAUCCCCGACACGCCCAUCGGAGUGGCCCAUUUCCUGCUCCAGCGUAAGGGCCUGAGCCGCCAGAUGAUCGGAGAGUUCCUGGGCAACAGCAAGAAGCAGUUCAACCGCGACGUGCUCGACUGCGUGGUGGACGAGAUGGACUUCUCUGCCAUGGAGCUGGACGAGGCCCUGCGCAAGUUCCAGGCGCACAUCCGCGUGCAGGGCGAGGCCCAGAAGGUGGAACGGCUCAUAGAGACCUUCAGCCAGCGCUACUGCAUGUGCAACCCCGAGGUGGUGCGGCAGUUCCACAACCCGGACACCGUCUUCAUCCUGGCCUUCGCUGUCAUCCUCCUCAACACCGACAUGUAUAGCCCCAACAUUAAGCCCGACCGGAAGAUGAUGCUGGAGGACUUCAUCCGAAACCUGCGAGGUGUGGAUGACGGGGCUGACAUCCCCAGGGAGCUGGUGGUCGGCAUCUACGAAAGGAUUCAGCAGAAGGAGCUCAAGUCGAACGAGGACCACGUCACGUAUGUCACCAAGGUGGAGAAGUCCAUCGUGGGCAUGAAGACAGUGCUGUCAGAGCCCCAUCGCCGCCUGGUCUGCUGCAGCCGGCUCUUCGAGGUGACGGAUGUGAACAAGCUGCAGAAGCAGGCCGCACACCAGAGGGAGGUGUUCCUCUUCAACGACCUGCUGGUGAUUCUCAAACUCUGCCCCAAGAAGAAGAGCUCCUCCACGUACACCUUCUGCAAGUCCGUGGGCCUCCUGGGCAUGCAGUUCCACCUCUUUGAGAAUGAGUAUUACUCUCACGGCAUCACACUGGUGACCCCGCUCUCGGGCUCCGAGAAGAAGCAGGUGCUGCACUUCUGCGCCCUGGGCUUGGACGAAAUGCGGAAGUUUGUGGAGGACCUGAAGGAGUCCAUCGCGGAGGUGACGGAGCUGGAGCAGAUCCGGAUAGAGUGGGAGCUGGAGAAGCAGCAAGGAACGAAGACCCUCUCGUUCAAGGCCGGGGGAGCCCAGGGGGAGCCACGGUCAAAGCAGGGAUCGCCCACAGCCAAAAGGGAAGCGGCACCGGCAGAGAAGGCGGCGGAGAGCACGGCGGAGGUUUUAAUCAAUGCCUCCCCAGCCCGACUCACCAUUUUACCAAUUUCAAGAGAUACAAUUAAAAGUUACUGCUAG